AGCUCAGGUAAUGAUAUACAAGAGUUCCAGUUACCUCAGGAUAGAAAGCCGUCAGAAAUGGACACUGUUGAAGAUUUGAGAAGGAAACUCCAUAACCUUGAGAAAAAAAAUUUGGAAUUAACCAGUCAACGCAAUCAAGAGUUGUCUCACUAUGAAAAAGAGAUAAUGAAAUUAAGGUUGGAACUUGAGAGAGGAGAGGCUCUUCGCCGAGGUCUGGAGAGUGAAAUAUCAUUUGCUAAAAAAGAGGCUCAUAUACAGAUGUAUUCUGUGGAGGACGAGCUAUGUGAUGUAAAAGCCAAACUUUUGGAACUGCAAGUACUCAACGACAAAUAUCAGCAGAAAGCAGCAGAGACUGAGAAAAUGUUUCAAAGUGCUCAGUGGCAGUGGGAGGAGGAACAACAAAGAUUUGCAGUGGAGAGGGAUAACAUCCGCAGAGUAUACCUUGCUGAGAUGGAAUUCCUUAUUGAAGAAAAAAUGAAAACAGAAAGGACUUGUCCGGAAAUGAAUACUGUCCUGAAAAACAUGCUCAGGAAGUUGAGGGAUAUAGAGGCAGAGCACCAUGGCUGCAGCCAGAUGCUGAAGCUCCAGGCCAAUCGUCUGGAUUUCAAGGAAAAACGUCAGGAGAGGCUCAUCAAGGAACUGGAGGCAGCUACAGUGAAAACAAAGAAACUGGAGGAAAAUGCUGAAGCAGCGAGACUAGCACAUAUAGAAUGUAAAUACACGACAGAAAUCAUGCAGUUAAGAAUUCAAGAACUUGAAGAUGCUCUGAAUGAAGAGCAAGGCGGCAGGAGAGAAGCUUUUAUAGUGGUAGCACAGAAAGAUUUCAGAGAGUCAGAAAAUGCACAGGAAAGAGGAAAAAAAGAGUAA
Cyanistes caeruleus (blue tit) is the source of this 867-nucleotide messenger RNA. NCBI's taxonomy places the organism in Eukaryota, Metazoa, Chordata, Aves, Passeriformes, Paridae. The record is from RefSeq and is a predicted model, not a curated record.